Larimichthys crocea (large yellow croaker) is the source of this 1675-nucleotide messenger RNA. RefSeq names its product prohibitin (gene phb1). The transcript is spliced from 7 exons. Gene Ontology annotation, biological process: mitochondrion organization. The coding region runs from base 141 to 956 and encodes 271 amino acids. Gene Ontology annotation, cellular component: mitochondrion; membrane. NCBI's taxonomy places the organism in Eukaryota, Metazoa, Chordata, Actinopteri, Sciaenidae. The record is from RefSeq and is a predicted model, not a curated record.
AAGAGGUCCGGCGCUUGUCCAAUCAGAGGUUACGUUGCUACUCGCAGUGCGCAUGCGCUGUGGCGCAGACAUUUCAUGUGUUGUACGUCGUGUCCGGUGGAGGUCACAGACAUCAGCGUGAAACUGAGUAGUUUGCUGUCAUGGCCAAGCUGUUUGAAUCCAUUGGGAAGUUGGGGCUGGCCCUCGCCAUUGGUGGAGGUGUGGUGAACUCAGCGCUUUUCAAUGUUGAUGCAGGGCACCGGGCUGUGAUCUUUGACCGGUUCAGAGGAGUACAAGAUGCCGUUGUUGGUGAAGGGACACAUUUCCUUAUUCCCUGGGUUCAGAAGCCCAUCAUCUUUGACUGCCGCUCCCGUCCACGCAACGUGCCUGUCAUCACAGGCAGCAAAGAUCUUCAGAAUGUAAACAUCACAUUGCGUAUCCUCUUCCGGCCAGUCACAAGCCACCUGCCUCGCAUCUUCACCAGUAUUGGUGAGGACUAUGAUGAGAGGGUGCUGCCAUCCAUCACCACAGAGGUCUUAAAGUCUGUAGUGGCUCGGUUUGAUGCUGGUGAGCUCAUCACCCAGAGAGAGCUUGUGUCUCGGCAGGUCAGUGAGGACCUUACAGAAAGAGCCUCCACCUUCGGCCUCAUCUUGGAUGACGUUUCGCUGACACACUUGACCUUUGGCAAGGAAUUCACAGAGGCUGUAGAGAUGAAGCAGGUGGCUCAGCAGGAGGCUGAGAGGGCCCGUUUCGUUGUAGAAAAGGCAGAGCAACAGAAGCAGGCGGCCAUCAUCUCAGCAGAGGGAGACUCACAGGCUGCCUUGCUCAUCGCCAACUCCCUGAUGGAGGCUGGCGAUGGUUUGGUAGAGCUACGUAAGCUGGAGGCAGCUGAGGAAAUUGCUUUCCAGCUGUCUCGCUCCCGCAACGUCACUUACUUGCCCUCGGGACAGGGCACAUUGCUGCAGUUGCCCCAGUGAUAACAUCUCACCUCAUGUCUACCCCACAUUUGCUGUCACCAUCCGUCACAAGCGCCAUAGAAGGGGUGGUUGGAGGAUUCAAUAAAGGACUCCCAACUUCACACACAUUCCUCCCACUCUUUCUCUAACCAACUCUGGACUGGGCUCUGCUGAUAGCAGCAUGGUGGGAGACAAAGUGAGAGGUCUGCGUUGGAUACAGUUAUGAAGUCCACCCAUGUGUGAGGAAGUGGGUAGAGGGUAACCUAUAUAUAGUUCUUUGUUUUGAAAAGAAUUGACAAUGCAGUAAAUUCUCUAAAGAUUUGUCUUUGCUACAUUGUCUGCGAUUCAGAGCACAGCAUAUGUGAAAAGCAACAGCGUGAUUAUAACUUUAACAGAACUGUUGAUUCCUUUUGAAAGAAAGAAGAUAAAUUGUGAAUGAUGAAUGCCAUUACUCUGUUACCGUUGUGCUGAAAAAAUCCAUCAAAUUAUGUAACUACAUAUAAAAAGUCUGUAAUGAAAGUCUCUCCUUUGUCUGAUUUGCCAGAGGGCAAAUAUCUAGCAAAUUAUUUCUUUGUGAAUAAUAUUGGCACCUCCAACCAAUUGGAAUGUGCCAGUCAGAUAGUAGAGGAUGAUCCUUCAUUCUUUACAGUUGUCGCUGUGUGUUCAGUUUGUGUGGAGAAAAUCUAAACCCCACCCCUCCAGAAAAGGCUCACCUUAACAAUAAAACUGUCUUUCUACCU